CUUUAGUUAGAUUGUCUGCUCUUGUACAUUUUCACUAUUUCGAUUUUCACGUCAGUGGUUCACGUUUUGCUUUGUUUUCUUAAUUUUUUUUACGGUGCCAGUUCACUCACCAUAGAUUAAAAAUCACCGUCGUUGCCGCAGACGUGAAUUGGUAAGUGGUAGUGUGAUAACAAUCUCCUACCCGCAAUUUUUGGCGGGUGCAAGAAAUUGAUGCGACCAUGGUCGUAGUAGAUGCGGAUGCGGAGUCCACCUGAAUUUGCAGGCAAAUAGACACGUAAGCUGAUUAUCAUACGCGUAAUCACAAUUAUCCUGACACCACGAAAGGACACCCUGCUGUCUAUUUCCUCUUCACCGGAGACCUUCACGUUUCACAGUCCGAGCUUGAGAAAAUAAAACAAAGCCUACUCUUAGUCGUCUCUGGUUUAGGGUUUAAAGAUAAAUCCGUAAUAGAUGGCUGUAAUCGGCAAGACGAGGCUCGAUUCAGGAUGGCUUGCUGCAAGAUCCACAGAAGUUAAUCUCACAGGAGUUCAGCUCACCACAACUCACCCACCGACAGGGCCUUCGUCGCCUUGGAUGCAGGCUGCUGUUCCUGGAACUGUUCUAGGAACCCUGUUAAAGAACAACCUUGUGCCGGAUCCAUUUUAUGGGUUGGAGAAUGAAGCUAUCAUAGAUAUUGCUGAUUCUGGGAGGGAGUAUUACACAUUCUGGUUUUUUACAACAUUUCAGUGUAAACUGUCAGGGAGUGAACAUGUGGAUCUCAAUUUCCGUGCAAUUAAUUACUCUGCAGAAGUGUAUUUGAAUGGUCACAAAAAUGUCCUGCCUAAGGGGAUGUUUAGAAGACACUCCCUUGAUGUUACUGAUAUUCUGCAUCCCAAUGGUCAAAAUAUGCUAGCGGUCCUUGUUCAUCCUCCUGACCACCCUGGAAAAAUUCCUCCAGAGGGGGGGCAAGGUGGUGAUCAUGAGAUUGGAAAGGAUGUUGCUGCACAAUAUGUUGAGGGCUGGGACUGGAUGGCUCCUAUUAGGGAUAGGAAUACUGGCAUCUGGGAUGAAGUAUCAUUGUCUGUUACAGGGCCAGUUAAAAUAUCUGAUCCUCACCUGGUAUCGUCAUUCUUUGACAAUUAUAAGAGGGCAUAUCUGCAUACAACUACUGAGUUGGAAAAUAGAAGUGCAUGGGUUGCUGAAUGUUUAUUGAAUAUCCAAGUGACAACGGAACUGGAAGGAAGAAUUUGCUUAGUUGAGCAUCUACAUACUCAAAACUUGUCAAUUCCUCCUGGGGCACAUGUUCAAUAUACAUUUCCUCCGCUUUUCUUCUACAAGCCCAAUCUGUGGUGGCCAAAUGGCAUGGGGAAACAGUCCCUGUACAACGUGGAGAUCACAGUUGAAGUAAAGGGAUUUGGAGAGUCUGAUUCAUGGAGUCAUUUAUUUGGAUUCCGCAAAAUUGAGAGCUAUAUAGAUAAUGCCACUGGUGGAAGGCUUUUCAAGGUUAAUGGGCAUCCUGUUUUCAUCCGUGGUGGUAAUUGGAUAUUAUCAGAUGGAUUACUACGACUAUCUAAGAAACGAUACAAAACAGACAUCAAGUUUCACGCAGAUAUGAACUUCAACAUGCUCCGUUGUUGGGGUGGUGGAAUAGCUGAGAGGCCAGAAUUCUAUCAUUACUGUGAUAUUUAUGGGUUGCUGGUGUGGCAAGAAUUCUGGAUCACAGGAGAUUGUGAUGGACGAGGUAUCCCUGUAUCAAACCCAAAUGGUCCACUGGACCAUGACCUUUUCAUGUUAUGUUCCAGGGACACCAUCAAGCUCCUGAGGAAUCAUCCCAGUCUUGCUCUUUGGGUUGGUGGGAAUGAACAAACUCCCCCAGAUGAUAUUAACACAGCAUUGAAAAAUGACCUGAAGCUUCAUCCAUAUUUUCAAAGCUUAAGUGAAACAAGAAAUGCCUUAGAAGAUUUACCUAUGACAUCUGAAGAUCCUAGUCAAUAUCUUGAUGGUACUCGUAUUUACAUUCAAGGAUCUAUGUGGGACGGCUUUGCAGAUGGAAAGGGAGAUUUCACUGAUGGGCCUUAUGAAAUUCAGAAUCCUGAAGAUUUCUUCAAGGACAGUUUCUACAAUUAUGGGUUCAACCCGGAGGUUGGUUCCGUGGGCAUGCCCGUUGCAGCUACCAUAAGAGCAACAAUGCCUCCAGAAGGGUGGCAAAUUCCAUUGCUGAAAAAGCUAUCUAAUGGUUAUACAGAAGAAAUCUCAAACCCUAUAUGGGAAUAUCAUAAAUAUAUUCCCUAUUCAAAGCCAUCACUGGUUCAUGAUCAGAUUGAAUUGUAUGGCUCCCCAAAGGAUCUUGAUGAUUUCUGUGAAAAGGCACAACUUGUUAACUACAUCCAAUAUAGAGCUUUACUGGAGGGCUGGACUUCUCGUAUGUGGACCAAAUACACAGGUGUUCUAAUUUGGAAAACUCAGAAUCCUUGGACAGGUCUGCGAGGUCAAUUUUAUGAUCAUCUCCAUGACCAAACAGCAGGUUUCUAUGGCUGUCGGUGUGCUGCAGAACCGAUUCAUGUCCAGCUCAAUCUAGCAACAUAUUUUAUAGAGGUUGUGAACACCACCUCGGAUGAAUUAUCCGAUGUAGCAGUAGAAGCUUCAGUGUGGGAUCUAGAAGGAACAUGUCCAUACUACAAGGUUACUGAGAAACUUUCAGUUCCGCCUAAGAGAACUUUACCCAUAAUUGAGAUGAAGUAUCCAAAAUCCAAAAAUCCUAAGCCAGUCUAUUUUCUUCUUCUCAAGCUAUUUAACGCAUCAGACUAUGGCAUUCUUUCUAGGAACUUUUAUUGGUUGCAUCUGCCUGGUGGAGACUAUAAAUUGUUGGAGCCAUAUAGGAAAAAGAAAAUACCCCUCAAGAUAACAUCAAAAGUCCUCAUCAAGGGGUCUACUUACGAGAUUCAAAUGAACGUGGAGAACACGUCUAAGAAGCCAACCAACAAAAGUCUAAUAUACAAGAGUAAUGUGGCAGAUGAACAAAUUGGUAAUGAUUAUGAAAUGCAUAUGAUGGAACCAUUACAAGGAUGGUCAGAGGAGAGACGUGAAGUUGGAUUUUUGCAGAGGAUCUAUAGACAUUUCUCAAGGGCAGAUGAUGGUUUGAGAGUUGUGGAAAUGAAUGGGAAUGACUCGGGUGUUGCUUUCUUCCUCCAUUUCUCUGUCCAUGCUGCACGGAAGGAAGGAAAAGAAGGGGAAGACACGAGAAUUCUCCCAGUCCAUUAUUCUGAUAACUAUUUCUCAUUGGUGCCAGGUGAGACUAUGCCCAUCACUAUUUCUUUCGAGGUACCACCAGGGGUGACUCCCCGUGUCACCCUUCGAGGCUGGAAUUACCAUAAUGAGCACUCUGUCUGUUGAUUCCUUUUGGGUCAUGGCCAAUUGCAGUUGCAAAUUUCACUAGAAAGAUAUCGUUUUCUUUACAAGCUAGACUAUUGCUUGGGAUGGUUCAAAUGUUACUAGUCAGAAGAAAAUUCUUCUCCUGGAGACUUCUUUUUUGUUUUAAGGAUGCCAUUCUGUAAUGAACAAUCAUUAACUAUUGGGAAAUAAAGAUAUUGCUGUCAAUUUGUGAGAACCUUACUUUCUCUGUAUUAUUUUCUGUUAAUUAAUAAAGAUAAUGGUCUGUUCAUCUA
This is a messenger RNA of Nelumbo nucifera (sacred lotus), 3644 nucleotides long. Its product is annotated as glycoside hydrolase family 2 protein. The record is from RefSeq and is a predicted model, not a curated record. Gene Ontology annotation, biological process: carbohydrate metabolic process. Gene Ontology annotation, molecular function: hydrolase activity, hydrolyzing O-glycosyl compounds. NCBI's taxonomy places the organism in Eukaryota, Viridiplantae, Streptophyta, Magnoliopsida, Proteales, Nelumbonaceae.